CGAUGGCAGCUUUCACCAGCUUUGUUCGCAUCUGCCACAUUAACGAGUGUUCAUCAAGGUGAGGUUCGACCGAGUCGUCUCCAGAGGAGUAGUGUUGAUGCGCCAUUGUUUGUCUGUCAGCUAACUAGUUAUUUUCGUCUACUCUUGUCUUCCAUGCAUGCGUGGUGCACUUUUCCUUCUUCCUUUGUACUUUGAUGGUAUUAUCUGAAGUGUCAAUUGACCAUGACGAACUUGCCCUGCUCCGGGGUUCGGCGGCUAAACAGCACCUCAACAGCGUCUCCUAAGCCGCCCCUCGCCGGGACUUUAGUCCUUAAGAAUCGCAGUGGAGAAGUCCUUGGUCGUGGGUUAUAGUCCGAUCGAGCUACCGUGGUUUAUUUCGAGUGUACUAGCAUGUGUAGGGAAGAGUGUCUUUGCCAACCAAGAAAUUAUGAUCGGCCGUGACAAGAGCAGAUGGUGAGGAGGCAAGCCACGUGGAGGCCGUUGCUGAUCAAACAGUCAAUAUGUCCUGAAUGACCCCUACAUCUCAAAGAGACACGUGAGGAUCUACACCGUCGUGUAUGAGAAUGACGAGCCCAACGAGGUCGAAAAUCUUGUAUACGCGGAAGACCUCUCACAAAAUGGUGCUUUCUUAAAUGGAGACCUCAUCGGGAAAGGCAACGGGGGGUAUCUACUCAGCGAUGGGGACGUCCUUCGAUUGAGUCGCCAGGUCAACUUCACAUUCAAUGUCGCUAACAAGAAAGAGUCGAGGGUGACAUUUGACCUGACCCAGGAGACAGAGAUGGCCUCUUUUCGUCAGGAAUAUGUUGUUACGGACAGAUUACUUGGCGCCGGAGCCUUUGGAAGAGUGUUUAUGGCCAUCGAACAAGCCUCCCGAGCACAAGUUGCGUGCAAACUGGUCGAUCUCCGAAAGCUCAGACCAAAACCACGGAAUGUUUUUGGUCGUCUCGAACACCCUGCUCCUGCAGAAGAUGUCGACAGCAUGGCUCAGCUCCGCAAAAUCAAAACGUGGGGCAAUCAGAAGAAGAGGGAUCAAGGAGUCUUUACCAAGCUGAAAAUGUAUUUUCGUGAGAUCAAUAUCCUUGCAUCCCUUCGCCAUCCCAACAUAAUUCGACUUGAGAAGGUGUAUAUCACCUACGAUACCAUCUACAUGAUGCAAGAUAUUGUUACCGCCGGUGAUCUCUUCUCCUACAUAGAGUCUAAGAAUGGGAAGCUCCUCGAGGCUGAGGCGGCCGUGAUACUACGACAAAUCCUGGUCGCUGUGCGGUUUCUGCAUCACCACAACAUCGUCCAUCGGGAUAUCAAGCCUGACAAUAUCCUCAUGACCAGUCUAGCCGCUGGAUGCCGAGUGGUAUUGACCGAUUUCGGCGCAGCUCGAAGAGUCCCAGCCCAGCGACAUCGUAUGUCGACAGUGAUUGGCACACGCGAAUAUGCCGCACCGGAAAUGCUGCAGGUACGUCGUGAGCAGAAACAGUCUUCGAGUAGGCAAGGCUACACUCGCGCCGUGGAUAUGUGGGCAGUGGGCUGCGUUGCAGUAAUUCUCCUUACCGGUGGAAUGGCAUUCACCGAUCCUAUCACAUGCAACUUCUCAGAGGCGUUGGCUCGAAAUUGCAAUCUCGACUUCCUGCACAAGUCAAAGGAUUGGCAAGCUAUCAGACAACGGCCAAAAGAUUUCGUCGAGCAGUUGCUGGUAGUUGACGAAGAGUCAAGACUGACAGCUGUUGAUGCUCUGCAACAUCCCUGGUUCAGCAAUGAAGCUCACAAGAACGAUUUCGAGGACCUGUAUCAGCGAGCAAUCAAGCAUUGGCGCCCGAGGCCACCAAAAAGCCCGGUGAUCGACUAUCAAAACGGAUAUAUCAGAUGUCUGGCAGAGUCAUGGGGAUUUGAGGUUAGCAAGUUUCGCGGAGGAGAGCAGAAGCCGGUCGAGCCGCAUUAUAUGCCCUAUCCCACAAACGUCCAUCAAGCGCUUUCGCCCAUGGAGAGCCCGGAGAACAGGCUGUCGUUAGAAGUACUGCUGGCCGUGAAGAAGUGGUCCCCAGAAUCCGCCUGCAAACUAUCGUCCUCGUCGAAUCUAACAAAGGAGCAACGCCAAUUUUUCGUCGCAGAGGACGAAGAUGAGGCUGAAGGAACCAGGGACUCCAGAUCUCAAAGGCUUCCACAAAAGGAUACACCUCCGUCUGUGGUCGUGCUGACCGAGAAAAAUGCUUCGCUUAGUUCGGGCCGUAAGACGCAGGUUGGCCCUGAAGAGGAAAGCGAGGAAGCCACGAUUGCGGGAAAUAUCGCAAUGCACGAGUCCUCAAACGAAGGGCUCGCAACAAUUGCUGCCGAGAGGUCUCGACCGUCAGUCACUCCUGAAAUGGUCCAGACUUCGACGAGUAUGACCAAGCCUCCUCCGUCCGGACAGGAACGUGUACUUUCAGGCACCGGGCCCUCAAGCAGUACACCGGGACUCAAGAGAAGAAUAUCGACGAAAUCGAUCAAUCAGCGACCAAGAAAACACCGAGGCUCGAUUUUCGAUCUUAAAGAGGAUGGUGAUAGCGACAGCGGCAACGGAAAGUCAGCUAAACACACAGGACCAAAGUACUUGGAGCUCCUAGGCAAGCCCCAGGGGACAGCCAAGGGCCCCAUCACAGUACUUCGACAGCCUCAAUUGUAUCUUCCCAGGUGAACAUGCUUCGGUCUGAUCAACUUUUAAGAGUUGAACGAAAAAAAAGAAACCGAGGCUGGAAGAGGGGAUCCCAACAACUUCGUUGUCUGAGGCUGAAAACGGGACGGUAACUGAACAUGGGGCCUUUGUGGAUGGGAUCCAUCAUUAACGUCGUGGAUCUUGCAGCCGCUGAAGGCUGACUUCGUGCUGGCUUGACUUCUAAACUGGCUAGAUAGGAGGUGGUGGCUACGACGAUUGAGCUGGUUCCUCAGACGGAUAACACCCAGGAGGCAUACGUGAUACGCUCUACUUUGCUAUACAAUCAUCAAGACACUAGAAGGCACAAUCAGACAGGUAAAAAUAAUACACCUGUAAAUGAUGUUCAACCCA
This is a messenger RNA of Exophiala dermatitidis NIH/UT8656, 3034 nucleotides long. RefSeq names its product protein-serine/threonine kinase. The record is from RefSeq and is a predicted model, not a curated record. Gene Ontology annotation, molecular function: ATP binding; protein kinase activity. The transcript has 5 exons. Bases 779 to 2665 code for a protein of 628 amino acids. Gene Ontology annotation, biological process: protein phosphorylation. NCBI's taxonomy places the organism in Eukaryota, Fungi, Ascomycota, Eurotiomycetes, Chaetothyriales, Herpotrichiellaceae.